Messenger RNA from Trifolium medium, 148 nucleotides. The record is from the annotation of a GenBank genome assembly. Lineage: Eukaryota; Viridiplantae; Streptophyta; Magnoliopsida; Fabales; Fabaceae.
AUGUCAGCUGCCGAGCUAGAGAAGUUGAAAGAGCAGUUGGAAGACUUGUUGGAAAAGAGAUUCGUGAGACCGAGCGUAUCGCCGUGGGGUGCGCCUGUUCUGUUAUUGAAGAAGAAGGAUGGUAGCAUGCGUCUGUGCAUUGACUAUC